Messenger RNA from Anopheles stephensi (Asian malaria mosquito), 1737 nucleotides. It is a transcript of the gene Dolk, whose product is annotated as dolichol kinase. Gene Ontology annotation, molecular function: dolichol kinase activity. The record is from RefSeq and is a predicted model, not a curated record. Bases 237 to 1643 code for a protein of 468 amino acids. The transcript has 5 exons. NCBI's taxonomy places the organism in Eukaryota, Metazoa, Arthropoda, Insecta, Diptera, Culicidae. Gene Ontology annotation, cellular component: endoplasmic reticulum membrane. Gene Ontology annotation, biological process: dolichyl monophosphate biosynthetic process.
AAUGAAGUUGACAAUUUUAAGGGUAAAAAUUCGAAUAAAAACGUACAAGAGAUUUACAAUCGUAAGGCCAUUUACUCACCUUGGUAUUUGAGAUGUGACUGACAUCUCUCACCAUAUUGAUCGUGUCGAAAUUGUUACUUGGGCCCGGGGUAACCGGCAGUUGUGUUUGUUUGGAUUGCGCUACGAAACAUGUCCCGCGAGUGUACCGUGCUGCCUACCCGUAUUUUCACAAAAGGAUGAAUAGCUUUUAUAAAACACGUCCCGGUGCUAGUCCCGGAUGGUGGCUCGGCUUCCUGUUGCCGGCCUGCUAUGGGGCAACACUUUGGCGCCCUUAUCAGCAGGAUCAUGAGCAACACCUGCCACGCGAUUACAAACGCACGGUGCUGAUGACCUUCGGACUGCUGCUGCAAUCGUUAGUCAUCCGUGGAACGCUGGAAUCCCGCUGGAACCGUCGGCAAGCCAUUCUGCUUACCCUGCUCGUAGUUGCCGCCUGUUGGAGUCUGUUUAUAGUGUGCCUGAAAGAGAAUGUGGUAUUUGCUGGCGUUAGUGGAAUGCUGCCGGUCGUUCUCUACGAUAAGCUGUAUUUUACUAUACUUAAAACGGUACCAAAGAGUUUCAGCUAUGGAGAGGCAUUUAUCGUAUCGCAAAGCGUUGUUGCGUUUGCCUACUGCACAUUGCUUCAGUUGCCUCCGGUAAUAUUGCGGCCGGAUGCAGUGUACACGGAUAUGCAGGUUAUCUAUUCCAUUCUUCAGGUCGGAUUGCUGGGAAUUCUGGCACUCGCGUGCGCAACAUACUCCUUCACAUGGCUUCGCAAAUCGAUUCCAUUUUGGAUCGCAUUAGGCAUCACAAGCGCACUGGUGGCGUUGUUUCCAAUCGGCAAACUGCCGGCCGUUUCCCGUUUGGUACUGUUCUUCGUGAACGACAUGGAAACGAUCAUGACGACUGGAAUGUAUCUGGCCCUGUUGGUGCUAACCGUGUCGUUUGUGAUGUGGCAAUUUAAUUACGGACGGCGCACAACAACCGCCACGAGGAAAGUGUUUCAUUUCCUCAUCGUUCUCGUGUACGGUCCGGGACUGUGGUAUCAGUGCCGGUUGCUCUACCUAGCAAGCGGUCUAAUGCUUGCGGUGCUGAUUGUCCUUGAGAUGGCACGCCUGAUACAGUUAGCGCCGGUAGCGAACGCGCUCAACGGGGCGGUAAAUCUGUUCAUCGACGAAAAGGACGCCGGUGCGAUUGCCCUCACACCGAUCUACCUUCUAGUUGGAUGCUCAUUACCGCUCUGGCUGCAUCCGGUACCGUGUGAUUUGACCGACUCGAGCGGUCUGCAGCUGCUCACGCUUUCGGCUGGUGUGCUUUCGAUCGGCAUUGGCGACACAGCUGCGAGUGUGGUCGGGUACCACUUUGGCCGUCACAAGUGGCAUGCUUCCACGAAUAAAUCGGUCGAAGGGACAGUUGCGUCAGUGGUGUUCCAAGCAGUGGCCGUCGCAGCGGCGUACCACCUCGGCGUGAUACACCCGACAGUGCUCAGGGCAGCUUACGCUGGCGUUGCAAUCAUCGUGAAUGCGCUCGUCGAAUCGAGAACGGAUCAGAUCGACAAUUUGGUGCUUCCGCUGGUCACCUACCUGAUACUCGUCAGCUCCCCUUAAUCGGCUGCACACUCUAGCUGCCAAUGGUAGUUUAUUUGUUCCCACCCUAUUCAUUCCGGUAAGCUUUGUUAAAUUAUAGCUAAAAGAAUCGUAC